Molecule: messenger RNA, 2931 nt
Organism: Anopheles marshallii
Lineage: Eukaryota; Metazoa; Arthropoda; Insecta; Diptera; Culicidae
Exons: 8
Coding region: 1-2931 (976 amino acids)
Source: RefSeq, a predicted model, not a curated record
AUGUCCGCAAGGAAAAGUGCUAGUUCGCUCCUUCCGGGAACUAAACCCACCACAUCGAGCCAUCGUUCUGUAUUACGAGGCACGAAAAACUUCGUCUGGAAUCGGGAGGAAAUAUCGUCCAACUUGCCGUACCACAACCAUAACUAUGAGAUCCCGUUCAAUAAACCGCCUAAUGAGGUGAACUUCAUGGGUGGACUCGGCAGUAAGAAGCCCAACUUUCGCUCCAAGUUACAUCCGCAACGGUUCUCCACGGUGCAGAAAUUGAUGAGAAUGCGUACCUCCAAUCGCAUCCUGGAAACGUUGACGGAAGAUUUGCGCAAUGUGAACCUCUGCCGGCACCGGGGUGAUCAACGCCGGAAGGCAAAAAAUGUCACCGAGUUCAUCCGCAAAAUGACGGACGAGUUGCAGACGGCGGGUAACAUUGAGCAUUCGACACCAUCGGACCAGUCGGACGUGUUACGGUGUACCGUGCGUAAGAAGAUGACCAAUGACGACUAUCGUGAGAUGAUCAAGCGGUUGGACAAGAUUCUGUUGGAGGAUGAUCGGCCAUCGGCCGGUCAGAAUGUUUCCUUUCGCGAUUGGGCAAUGCGGGAACGGUACAAUUUUCGGAACCGAAGCAAUAUCGAGAUGAUGAAGCGUGAAAGGGAAACACUCGAGUCGGAGCUAUGCUCCUCGGUGGACACACGCUCGCACGAGUACAUUUCGAACGAGGGACGUCGGGUGACGAAGGUGCGCCGCUCGACCAAGAUCCCCCACGUGGAGGGCCACAUGUACGGGCCGUUCACGCGGCUCCCGGUCGAGGAUCCGCUGCUGGAGAACGAAACGAAGUUCGGCAUUCCGCUGAGCCUGCUGGUACGGUCGUACCGCGAGAUGGACACCAAGAAGGAAGGUGAGCGUAACCUAAUUGAUACCCGCCUAUCUCACAUGAGGAUUCCGUUGUGUCCGAAAAGCAGCGACUCCUCCGAGGACGAGGACCAGAUGGAGGAGGUCAAGAUCCUUUCCUUCCUGCGGACACCCUACUUCCCCAUACCGACGAUAAAGCGGCAGAAGAAGCGGCGCAAGGAUCGGUUGCGUAGCCGCUGGCUGCAAAAGAACCGGCUCAAGCGCAUCACCAUGCUGCUGUACGAUCGGUCACUGGAGAACAUGCGAGCCGGACGGCGCAGGAAGGGUGGCAAACACGUGGAUGCGGGCCCUACUUCUUCGCAUGCCUCCAGCAGUGGGCGAUCGCGCUCGGAACGCAAAGCAUCCGGAUCGAAGGAAUCCGCGCCGGCGAAGGUUGUGAGCGAGAAGCGGCAACGGUACUAUCGCUUCAUAGAGGACAAGUCGCAGCAGUAUCGCCGGAUGUACGAUGAAAGUUUGCAGCAGCGCAUGACGAGCUUUCAGGAUUUUAAGGCCAGCGAAACGGCAUCCGACGAUAACCGGUCGGAGACCAGUAGGAAGAAGGCGAAACUGCAGGGGCUCCGGCUGGAGGAACCGAAACCGGCGGCCGAGAAGUUGGAGCUUACCUUUCCACCGAACCGAUUCAAGAGUCUGUCCAAGAAUGACACCCGGAAAGGGGCAUUCUACAUCGAUCCAGAGUUCUACGAUAAAAUGCGUGAUUUCAAGCGAUAUAAGCAACGGUCCAAAUAUUACACCAGCCUGAUGCGGUCGCGUCCAGACGUCCGUCAACGGUUGCAGGUAAACGCUCCAGAGUUCGAAGAGGAACAGCUUGGCGCUGCCACCAAGUACUACAGCCGGUUAGCUACCGAAUGGGACAACUAUUACAUUCACGAGCUGCGCUACCGACCCCGGGUGCGCAAGUUCUGCCCAAAGACGGACAUUCUCAAUAUGCGCGACCAGCGUCGCAAGGUGUUCCUGCAGUAUUUCAUCGAGGAGAACCUCCUGCAGCGCCGUGCCCGACAAAGUUUGGAGCGUCAGUAUGCGAACUGGAUUAAAAACUUUUGCAAGCGUAUUCGGCCCCUGUUCAAAGUUUGGAAAGAAGAAGCAUACUCGAAGCUGGUGGCGGCCACCGACCGGGAAAAGGAAGCAACGCAGGAAACGGUCCGGCUGCGGACGAUACUUCAGGAUCGUCAAAACAAGAUGGAUUCCAUUACAGAGCGUAUACUGCUGCUGGAGCAACGCUGGACCAAGGUUAUGCAAAUUAGGAACUACUAUUACUUGCUGAUGGAUUCUCAAUGGCGCUUGGAGAAUGACUUCUUCCACCGUGCACCGGAUGGAUCGUUGUAUACGGUGUCAGAAAGCAUCAAGAAUUGUAAAUCCAUCUUUAUACGCACCGCGGGUAGCAACAUUGGGACGGAAAUAGCGGCAUUCUACCUGGAGAAAACGUUCCCCGAGCUGGCCCGUUUGCCUGGAUGUGAACCGGAUGUGGUUCUGCUGCAGCGUGGGCUAACGCAGCUGAAUUUGCGAACGAUCGAUUUGAUAAACAAAUACAACCAGAAGCUGAUGGUGUUUAGCAAGAUUGACUACCAUUACAAGGAGGUGCUGGAGCAGUUUCCCCGGUACUUUACCAACCAUCACGAUUUGCUUAAUCUGUACGGUGCCAAGAUGGAGUCGAUACAGAGCAAAAACGAUAAAUUGAAGACUCAGUUCCGUGACUUGCUGGGCGAUCCGCUGAAGAUGUCCGUGUACAACAAAAUCAUGCGCAUCACUACUUCGGCCGUCGGUCAGCUGUAUCUGUUCGUUCGGAAGCUACAGCACCGGCAGGUUGAAAUCGUAGACAUCACUGCCAAGGACAAGCUGUCCGCCAUACAUCAGCACAUCAUGGAUUUACUUUCCGAGCUAGAUCUACUACCUCUCGAUGUACUCAGGGAAGCAGAAAAGGAGGCCCGCAAGAACCGAAAAACAUUGUUCAAAGAGGCGAACGAAGCAUACAAGCGUAAAAUGGUGUUGGAUUUGUUACGCAAGCAGCUACGGUUCCAUGUCCGAAAAUAA